This is a messenger RNA of Sceloporus undulatus (fence lizard), 3140 nucleotides long. RefSeq names its product protein phosphatase 2 regulatory subunit B'gamma (gene PPP2R5C). The record is from RefSeq and is a predicted model, not a curated record. Gene Ontology annotation, cellular component: cytosol; nucleus; protein phosphatase type 2A complex. Lineage: Eukaryota; Metazoa; Chordata; Lepidosauria; Squamata; Phrynosomatidae. Gene Ontology annotation, biological process: signal transduction; protein dephosphorylation. The transcript is spliced from 16 exons. Gene Ontology annotation, molecular function: protein phosphatase activator activity. Bases 298 to 2037 code for a protein of 579 amino acids.
GACUGACUGAGACUAGGGCUAGUGCUGCUGCUGCUGAGAGAAGGAAGGGAGGAAGGAGGAGGCCUGGCUCUCGCCCACGGAAGACCGAGGCACACGGAGAGGGAAGGGUCCUGCGCGGCGGAACCAGGAAGGAAGGGAAGGAGGGAGCGGGACUCUAGUGGCCGCCGCCGCCGCCUCCGCCGCUUGUGAAGGCGAAGGGGCGGGGAGGGGGAGCAUCAGCCGGGCUUCUCCCGCGGGACGAGGCUCCGACUCCCCGGCCUGGCGGGCCCCCAGCAGCCCCCCAACCCCCGGCCGGCCAUGCCGAAUAAAAACAAGAAGGAGAAGAGCCAGGAACCUCCAAAAGCAGGGAAAAGUGGGAAAAGUAGCAAAGAUGUGCAAGAUAACCUGGAUAUUGAGGUGACAUGCAAAAAAUCAAAUACUAUACCGCCUACACCACAGUUAUCUAAAAUCAAAAUACCUCCUGCUCAAGCUGUAGUGAAGAAAGAGAAACGACAGAGUUCUUCAAGAUUUAGUAUUAACAAUAACAGAGAACUCCAAAAGCUGCCAGCUUUAAAAGAUGUUCCCCCUGCAGAACAAGAAAAGCUCUUCAUUCAGAAGUUGCGACAAUGCUGUGUCCUUUUCGACUUUGUUUCUGAUCCACUAAGUGACCUGAAGUGGAAGGAAGUAAAACGUGCAGCUUUAAGUGAAAUGGUAGAGUACAUCACACAUAAUCGCAAUGUGAUUACAGAACCAAUUUACCCAGAAGUAGUACAUAUGUUUGCAGUUAACAUGUUCCGCACACUACCACCAUCAUCCAACCCAACGGGAGCAGAGUUUGACCCGGAGGAGGAUGAACCAACCUUAGAAGCUGCCUGGCCUCACUUACAGCUUGUAUAUGAAUUUUUCUUAAGGUUUUUAGAAUCUCCAGAUUUCCAACCUAAUAUAGCUAAGAAAUAUAUUGAUCAGAAGUUUGUAUUGCAGCUUUUAGAGCUCUUUGACAGUGAAGAUCCUCGUGAAAGAGAUUUUCUUAAGACUACUCUGCACAGAAUAUAUGGGAAAUUCUUAGGCCUAAGAGCAUACAUCAGGAAGCAAAUUAACAAUAUAUUUUAUAGGUUUAUUUAUGAAACAGAACAUCAUAAUGGCAUAGCAGAAUUACUGGAAAUAUUGGGAAGCAUAAUUAAUGGAUUUGCCUUACCAUUAAAAGAAGAGCACAAAAUUUUCCUUCUCAAGGUGUUAUUACCUUUGCACAAAGUGAAAUCACUCAGUGUCUACCACCCACAGCUGGCAUACUGUGUAGUUCAAUUUUUAGAAAAGGACAGCACACUUACUGAGCCAGUGGUGAUGGCACUGCUAAAAUACUGGCCAAAGACUCAUAGUCCAAAAGAAGUUAUGUUUUUAAAUGAAUUAGAAGAAAUUUUAGAUGUUAUCGAACCAUCUGAAUUUGUAAAGGUCAUGGAGCCUCUCUUCAGGCAGCUAGCAAAAUGUGUCUCCAGUCCACACUUUCAGGUUGCAGAACGAGCACUAUACUACUGGAAUAAUGAGUAUAUUAUGAGCUUAAUCAGUGACAAUGCAGCGAAGAUCUUGCCUAUCAUGUUUCCAUCCCUGUACCGGAAUUCAAAGACGCACUGGAACAAGACAAUACAUGGCUUGAUUUACAAUGCUCUGAAACUCUUCAUGGAGAUGAACCAAAAACUUUUUGAUGACUGCACACAGCAAUUUAAAGCAGAAAAAAUUAAGGAGAAGCUAAAAAUGAAGGAACGGGAAGAAGCAUGGGUUAAAAUAGAAAAUCUAGCCAAAUCAAAUCCCCAGUACUCAGUAUAUAGUGACACCUGUCUAGUGAGCAGUCCUGUUGCAAUGGAAACAGAUGGGCCUUUAAUUGAAGACUUGCAUGUGCUGAAAAAUACAGUGAAAGAAGAAGCUUGUCCGGCACCGAAGGAUCAGAAGAAGGAGCGUCCUAUGGUGCGGCGCAAGUCAGAACUGCCUCAGGAUAUCUACACCAUGAAAGCCUUGGAGUCCCAUUGCCGAGCUGACGAUCUAAUAUCACAUGAUGGGCAUUAGACUAUUCAAGUAAAAUUUGGAGGAAAACCCUUUUGUUCAGGACUCUGUUCUACAGUAGAGAACUUACUUUUUGUGCCAUACUGAUCAGUUACACACAAGUCAAACUUUUUUCAACCCCAUUCUGACCGGCAAUAACUUUGAUACAAUAUGCACAGCUCAAGAUUAAUAGUUCAAACAAUGGUAAAUUGCCUGAUUCUGUAUGAAGAAACUUGGGGUGGUUAGUGUUAGACAAAGACCUUUUGUUGGUGCUGUUUGUAUAGGACCAACCAAUUGGAAACAUGCACUUUUUCAUAUUACUACUAGGAGAAAAAAACAGUCUUCUAGGACAGAUCUGCAGGCCCUGGUGCUGUGCAGCCCCUCAGUGUCUGUGUGCACAUAAAGCAGUUCUGCAUAAGAAAAUCUAUGAAACCAUAAUGUCUAUCAUGUUUGUGGCACAUACAUCUGCUGGAAAGCUACAGUUGGUUGUAGCUUCUGGUUCUUGUACAUCAGACAUGAAUAUGACAAAAUGUGUGUGUGACUGUCAAAUGGGACAAUCUACACAGAAGUUCCAUGUUUUUUGUUAUGUGGAACAGCUUCUUACAAGCGUACUAUCUGAAAUAACCUUACGUGAAUUUUUAUCAAUAAGCACCACUGAAAUGAUUGGAGAUUGGACUACAGAAGUGCCUGGUAGACUAAGCCCUUUUUCUUUUUCUUCCUGCAGCAGCUGAAGUUGGUGAUUUGGCAAUGGGAUUCUAAAUUCAUAAUCGGCAUUUUUAUAAGACUGAAGGGAGGGGGAACUUGAAAACUGUUCUGCAUUACUGUCUGUAGUUAUAUUCUGGCAAUUUCAAAACACACAGUUAAAUUGUUCUCUCAUUGCAGCUUACAAAAUGGUAAUUUUCAUGACAAUCUUCAAUCACAGCUAAUUUCUAGGAGCACCAAAAAUGUUCCAGAGAGAGGCACUCUUAUCCAAGUACUUUAUACGGACUGAAGCCAUAUUUUCGAGUGCUUUAGCUUGUAAUGCAAACUGAGUAUUUUGGAACAGAGCUGGUAGAAGAGGAAUUUGUUUUCCUAAAAAUGAAAUUCUGUCUGCCUUGACUAGAAAUAAACUGCAUUUUAAAAAGUGA